GUAGCGGUGAAGUUACCGGUUCACUCCUCCGGCGCGAGCUCGUUCCUGCUGCUCCGACACCAGUGACAUUUGUGGAAACACCUGUCUCACCUGUCGCCUCUGUCCGCGCCGCGACUCACAAGCGGAAAUAAGGUCGAAUCCUGAUUCACGUCUGGGCCACUUUGGACUUGGAAGAUGUUGAACGGACGCUGGGACGUGGUGCGCCUGGUCGUGUUCGCCGUAAGCGUGACGGCCAAGUUCAUCGAACCUUCCGGACCCCGCUCGUCGCUGCUCUCCAUGGCCGACGCUCCCACCCGACUGCCCUGCUACUACCAGGCGGAGAGCCAUGAGAAGGUGGUGCAGGUCACCUGGUCAAAACUGCUCAAGAACGGAACCAAAGAUCAUAUCAUUACGGUGCACUUCGUAGAUGGCCACACAGCGUUUGGGCAGUACUCCAACCGAGUGAAGAUGGAGUCCAAGGACCCCAUGGACAACUCAGCCCUGCUCAUUCCCAUCACCAGGCAGUCCGACGAGGGCGUCUACACCUGCCACAUUGCCACCUACCCCUUGGGAAACUUCGAGAGGAAAAUCACUCUGACCGUCUGGAAGCUGCCGCUCUCCUCCGUGUAUCCCGAAGUUAUGGUGGAGGGGCAGUCGUUCCGGCUGGCCGCAGCCUGUCGGGCCGCCGGCCACCCUCGGCCCCGCCUUACCUGGGACACGGACCUCACGGGUCGGGUGGAUGAGCGCGAGGGCGACGAGGGCUCGGCGUCCACCUACUUCCUGCUGCACCCGCUGAGGAGCAUGAACGGGAAGCGGCUGGACUGUCUGGUGUGGCACCCCGGCCUGGAGCAGCCCAUGCGGCUCAAGAACACUCUGGAGGUUCACUACCCUCCUGACGCCAGCAUCACCUCUAAGUUCGACGACCUCUACGUGGGGCUGCAGGACCUGGAGCUGACCUGCGUCGGCGGAGGAAACCCUGCUGCUGACAACAUCACCUGGACCUGGAGCGGGGGAGACCUGCCUGAGGGGGUGACGGCAUCUGGGGGGAGGCUGAAGUUUGGGCGAGGCCUGUACCUCAACGACAGCGGCGUCUACCAGUGUGUGGCCGUGAACGCAGUGGGAGUCAGCAAGACGGAGUUCCUCCUGACCGUGGCGGCUAAGUCUCGGGGGAUUUUGAUCUCAGCGGAGAAUCUGUACCUGAUCGUCUUCGGAUCGCUGGCCGGAGCCGCGGUCAUGGUCCUGAUCAUGAUCCUGCUGCUGGUCAACCGACACCACCGACGCAAGAACAAGCGGCUGGAGCAGGAGCUCAACGAGAAGACGAUUGAAAUUAACAGUUUCUCCCGACAAGCUUCGCUGCGGAGACUCAACUCUGUGAGCUCCGAUCCCAGAUCAGAGGCGGAGGACUAUGGCAUGCUGCGGGUCGACAGCCGGAUCAAGAAUAGCCAGAUAUCUAUGCAGGAGCGGCCCAUCUACAAGGGCAGCCAGUCCACCCUGGGCGGGAGGUGGGGCCACGCAGACGUGGUGGAUGUGGACGAGCUGGGCCGCCCGGUGGUCUGGGGCAACGGCAGGGAGUCGCUGAGGGUCGCCGACUUGGACGCGGAACGCAGGAGAAGGGUGGAGUCGUACGUGAAGAGCAGCAACAUGUCGCUGGACUCAGGUCUCCCUUCAUCCCUGGUUCCCCUCAAGGUCCAGCCUGACAACAGCAUCGGUGCCCGAAACCCGAAGCAGGAGCUAGUCGGAGGCGGAGACUCCCCAUCUGAAGGGGACUGGGUCCUCCCGGCGCCCCCUCCUCCCGAGGGACCGGACGACAGCAACAGCGUCUACCAGCUCUCCGAGGCGCUGACCAACCACUUCUACUACAGCAACGGCCUCCUGCGGCCGCUGCCUCACUCCAAAGCCAUCCUGCUGCAGCCCCAGAGCCAGGUCAUCUGACCUGGAGCGCGUCCACUGGCGGGCAGCACCCUCUUUGUUUCUGUGUUGUCACGUCUGUUCGGCUGAUCCACUCGCCGGUGAAAGCUGAAGACCCAGUUAGUCCACCACCAGGACUGGACACCAAAGAGCUGGCUCGUUGGUAUGGCAACCGAGACUGGGAUGGUGACCCGACCAAACUUGUUUGCACAGGACAGGGUGGUGAGCGCCACCUGCUGCUGAGGAGCGGGCCCCUGCCAGGUCAGAACCAUGAAGUCCAUGAAGCUGGUUCCUUUUGUUGAUGCUCUGAUGGAACCUGCAGGAAGCUAUUACAAAUUUUAUAUUUCAUUGAUCAUAAGCAACUUGAUUUUUGUACAGCAAAAGUAAUACCUAAUAACUCUUAUGAAACAUACUUUUUGUCCAAAGAAGCUUGAGUCAUGAAAUGUUUUUGUGUUGUUGUAUGAUAAGCGAUUCACUUUUCUGUUACAAAUAUUAUCACUUUUCUAAGUGUUUCUGUUAAUAAAAUGUUUUUCACCAGAGACCUUAAAUCUCAA
Molecule: messenger RNA, 2441 nt
Organism: Synchiropus splendidus (mandarinfish)
Lineage: Eukaryota; Metazoa; Chordata; Actinopteri; Syngnathiformes; Callionymidae
Gene: nectin4b
Product: nectin cell adhesion molecule 4b
Exons: 11
Coding region: 175-1911 (578 amino acids)
Biological process (GO): heterophilic cell-cell adhesion; homophilic cell-cell adhesion
Cellular component (GO): adherens junction
Source: RefSeq, a predicted model, not a curated record